Molecule: messenger RNA, 1648 nt
Organism: Neltuma alba
Lineage: Eukaryota; Viridiplantae; Streptophyta; Magnoliopsida; Fabales; Fabaceae
Product: probable protein phosphatase 2C 14
Exons: 5
Coding region: 69-1289 (406 amino acids)
Biological process (GO): protein dephosphorylation
Molecular function (GO): cation binding; protein serine/threonine phosphatase activity
Source: RefSeq, a predicted model, not a curated record
CCUUUGUUUAUACUUUAUAGCCGUUAAAGCCUCUCUCCUCUUCGUUCUGCUCUGGCUCUAGGCCUCCAAUGGCUACCUGUUCUUCACUUUUACCUGGUACUCACUAUUCUUCCUCUUUGAAGCGGAAGAGGCCCCUCAAUAUUCAGAUCCCAGAUGUCUUGCAAGAAAUCCAGGCACCCAAGCUUCAUGAUUCGAAGGCAUUGAAGGACAACGUUUCUCUUAGCGGAAUUGGUUUCGGGGUCUUUUCUGUUAAAGGCAAGAAAUCGUGCAUGGAAGAUGCUCACAAAAUUGUUUCUUCUUUAGAGAGCAACCCAAAAAAGGGCUUUUUCGGCGUCUAUGAUGGGCAUGGCGGCAGGAAGGCCGCAGAGUUUGUCGUUGAGAACUUACACGCCAAUAUUCUCGAAAUGGUGGGGAAUUGUGAAGAGUCAAGGGCCAAGCGGGAGGCAGUUAAAGCUGGGUAUCUAAAGACCGACGAAGAGUUCUUAAAAAAGGGUAUAGGAAGUGGUGCUUGUUGUGUGACAGCCUUGAUCCAUGGAGAAGAGAUUGUUGUUUCGAACGUGGGAGAUUGCAGGGCUGUUCUUUGCAGAAGUGGAGUGGCUGAAGUUCUCACUAGAGAUCACAGAGCGGAACUAGAGGAUGAACGGAGAAGAAUUGAGGAAAAGGGAGGAUACGUGGAGAUACAUCGAGGAGCUUGGAGAGUGCAUGGGGUACUCUCUGUUUCUAGAAGCAUUGGGGAUGCUCAUCUAAAGCAGUGGGUGGUGGCUGAACCUGAUACCAAGAUCCUACAAUUAACUGCAGAUAUGGAGUUUCUUGUGUUGGCUUCUGAUGGACUGUGGGAAGAGGUCAGUAAUCAAGAAGCUGUUGAUACUGUGACACGUUUUCUUCGAAAUGAAGAGAAGAUAUGCUCCUUGGAAGAUGUACAGAACGAUAUUGAUGCGGAUUAUGGUCAAGUAAACGUAAGUCCAUCAUCAAAGUUACGAAGAGUUUCACUUGUGAAGCAGUCAAGGGGCAAUAGGAGGAACCUGAACGGCUGGAAUGAAGUUGGUGAAGAUGAUUUUGGUUGUGAAAAUGAAAGCCCUCCAUCGAAAUCACGGAGAAUUUCAUUGGUGAAGCGAGUGAGUAUGAAAAAAGAGACGUCAGUUAAAGAAAGCAAUAUGUGCAAGAAAAGUACCGCAUCUAAACUUCUAGUAGCUUGUAAGGAGCUUGUGAACCUUGCUAUGAAAAGAGGGGCUUUGGAUGAUAUCACUGUAAUGAUAAUUGAUUUAAUACAUUACAAGCGUAGUACUUGAAACUUGAUGCCUUAAAGGUUUUGGGCUAAGACUUAAAGUUGAGCCUAUUUAUAUGCAUCCUCUUGUUGCUCUUGAUACUAGAGUCUAGAUAUUCUAUCAGGCCAGAUUUAUGUGUUGGAAAAAGUUUGAUCAAUGUCUUUUUAUGAUUUAAUGUUCUUAAAAUCUCAGCCUAGUGACAGCCAAUUAAAGAAAGCAACAUGUGCAAGAAAAGUAUAGUCUCUAGAUUUCUAGUAGUUUGUAAGAAGCUUGUGAACCUUAUUGCUUCAUGGCUUUUUUGUUGGAGAAAGUUUGAUCAACGUCUGACUUGACAUUUCAAUUCAGUGAUAGCCAGUCAAAGAAAGCAAUAUGUGCAAGGAAAA